ACUCUCAUCUGAUUACCGUGUGUGUUCCGGGGAAACCUGAAGUUGGCACGGUAAUAAGCAUUGUAAGGCGGUCUGCCGGAGCUCAGUCCGUGGGAGGGGUCUGCCAAACCUUUCCCUCUAAUUGACCAGGGAGCAGAAGCAGCCGGGGACGCGAGCAGCCACAGACGGGGAGAGAGGUACUCAGCCAACCGCGUUUUGCUGCUAAAUAACCGAUUAAUGAAUCCCAGAGGUGGAGUUAGAUUCAUUAGUCCUGUCGCAUGGUUACUAAGUGUUUUGCAGCAGCGAUUUGAGAGCUUGCAAAAGCCAGAACAGGCGAAACAGAAAGUGUUACCGAGCAGCGGAAAUUGCGUUAUGGCAGUGUAGGCUAGAUUGUCAUGGCAAUUAAUUUAAGACUGUUUUGGAUGUACUUUUUAAAUGCUUGCGAUACACCUAGAAAAAGGAUUGGUGUGGAUUCUGUGCAAUCACUUCAGGCACAGAUCUAAAAGUAGCUUGCAGCGAUAAAGCUUGCAAAAUUUAUUUCAGGUAGUUUAAAAAAAAAAAAACGCAUGGGCUUGACAAGACAGGAAAGACAGCCGCAUGCUCUAAUGGCUGAUCUCGAACUGUUUUACUUUGAUCACUCCGAUUGGAGAGACACCUCUCUGGUUUUGAACAACCAAAGUGUUAACGAGGGGAAUUCCCUUCAGCCCGGCGGGGGAGACGCUUCAGCACCAUGGACAGAGACCCGGACAGCUGCGGGGCCGGAGGAGGACACUGAAACAUCUUUCGCCUGCAAACACCAAGGUGAUGCUCAAGAUGAUGAUGAUGACGAUGAUGAUGUCCAGCUGAUAGGGACAAGUCCACAAACCUGCAGACUGAGUCAGAGCUCCUCAAGUGAACUGUACGAGGAGGAGGACAUCCAAGAACUUUACUUGCUGUCCGACGACGACCUGUCGUCUGACGGCUCGGGGAAGACUGUGGAUUACGGCUUCAUCAUCGCCGUGACAUGCCUGGUGACAGGCAUCUCUUUGGUCGCCAUAUCCUACACGGUCCCCAGGGACGUCCGGGUGGACCCGGACAGCGUGUCCGCCCGGGAGAUGGAGCGGCUGGAGAGGGAGAAAGCCAGGGUGGGGGCCCAUCUGGACCGGUGUGUCAUAGCGGGACUGUGCCUGCUCACCCUCGGGGGCGUGCUGCUCUCCACCCUGCUCAUGAUUUCCAUGUGGAAGGGGGAAAUGAUGAGGAGGAAAGCCUUUGCUUAUUCCAAACACGCAGCAAAGUUGUACGGCUCGAUCAAUUUGAGAGCAGGCUCCAGCCCGACUCGAGAGUCCUGCUCACAUUUGUCAGUGGCUGAUGAGGAUUUAGAAGUGCUGAGCUGAAUUUAUGGACAGGACAAGCGGAAAAGACUCAGACAAGUGCUUAAGAAAUCCUUCGAGUACUGUCAUUUGGUUUAAUGCCAAUUUGUUUCUAACAGCUGAGAAAACGUUUCUGGUUGAUAUGGACACUUUUUUUAAAAGUCUGUCUUAAUACAAUACUCACAUGCCCUUAUGUACACAGAGAGAAGUUUUUGUUUGCUGUAAUUGUUCCUUUUGUCCCUAGUGGCCCUGAACAGAUCCAGUCCUAAUGUAAUUCCACUUCGUCUGAAGCUAACAUGUGGGUUUAGAAGUUGAAUUUGCAGGAGUUCAGACCAAAAACAGACUUGUUAUAAAUCUUCAUCGUUGAUGAGGGGGAUUUGCUUCAGGUACCAGUAACACAAUAAAAACUACAAUCCAGGAAGUCCAGACUGGGUAACAGAUCCAAGAAGGGGAAGGCUUAUCAGAUACCAAAACCCUGCAGAGAAGUUAGUAAUACUCUGAGACAGGAUUAUACAACUCUGGAAAGUUAUCAGAGUGAUUAUUAUUUUAUCUUUUGUUGAGUCGUUCCGAGGUCACACUUGAAAGUUCACGUGUUCUUUUCAUGCAGGGCUAACAUUGGUCUGAAUGCAGCCUUUGUCUAGUGGGUCUUUUUCUUUUAGUCUUUUUAGUAGACUGUAAACAAAAAUGUAAAGACUGUAAUUUAAAAAGAUACCAACUUGAUUUCACUAACUCAGACUACAAAAGCCUAGUACCUUUAGAUACCCUUUGAAAUAUGUUAUUUACACAGAAAGAUGACUGUGGAUGUUGUCCCCAAUCACAAACAUUGGAAUAGACCUCCUCACAGUCAGCGUGGACAAGAGAAACUAUUACAACCAAUAACUCUUUGUAGUACACAUUAGUACAUAAUUAAUAUAUUUCAUAUAAGAUUUGAAUCUAUUCAUUAAGUAUCACCCAUACAGGAUAGUGAGAUGUACACAAUUGUAAGUUUACGUUUUUUUAGAGGUAAAACAUGAUACGUGUUUUUCUGAAAUAUAGUUUUUGUUUCCAUUGGUUGGUGAUGGUUUAUGAUGAUCUGUGACACACCUUUUUGUUUACCAUUGCAUCACGGAUUUAAUGAUGCUGCUGUUUUGGUGUGUUUGUGUCAACAUGCCAGUGCAGACUUUUAUGUUUAAAGUCCUGUCUGUAGCCGCAAGGGGAAUCAAACCUGAACCAGGAGCAAUGUCAUUCCCACUGCCUUCAUUUCCCUCCUUUGUCAGAAACAGCACUUCACUCAAUUGCUACUAACAAAGCUGUGCAGAUGUAGUUUACAAAAAACAACACUUGCAUGGAUCCGUGUUGAAUUCCAAAGAAAUCCUGUAAAUAUAAUUGAGACAUGCUGAAGAGAUGCUUGUGUUUGCUUGUUGAAACACAAAUAGUAAUACCACAGGAGGUGUAAUUAGAUUUUGUGGUUGAGUACUGAUGUUGGGGAAGCUCAGUUUACGCCAAAUACACUUGGGGGGUUUGACUGCAGAUGUUCAAAAGCAUACAGAGAGACAGAGAGAGAAUCAACAAACCCCUGGGGGAAAGCUCUCCUGGUAAUUGGUGUUAUACUUAAUUGUGUGUGGGAGGACUGAAAAUCAGUGAAAAAAAGAGAACAUUUUAGCAGUUGCCUUCAUAAAACUCUAUUAACUUGCUUAUCAAAAACCAAACCGUUUCCGCUGCGAAACAGGAGUAAAAUGUUACAUUGCAUUCGAGGGGAAGGAAGUAAAUAGAUUGCGUGCUCUGAGAGAAGAUGCUGUGAAUGAACAAUUGUGUCUUGUUCUUGUGGUGUGCAGAAUGCUGUGCUGUGCAGCCUCUGUAAUUAGAAGUGCUUAAGGCCCGCAGGAUCACAUUAUCCUCCACACCACCUUCGCUCACUCUCGCCUCGUUAAUGUAAUUAAAUAGUCAGAAUCAUCUGACCCCUAAUGAAAUAUGAAAUUGAUAUCCAAUGCUAAUCUGUCCUUGUUUACUGUCAAGAAAGAGGUUUACAUGAACAUCACAGGUGUCAGGUGUUUUCCUCUGCUUGUAUAAAAGGAAAAUUUAUGUUGUGCUUAAGUGUUGAGAAUCAUCCAAAUCUCUCUUCAAUCUGACUCAUCUGCUUCAGUUGGUGAUUCCUUCCGUCUGCCAGAUUGAAGUUUUUUGACAGUCAUCAGAGAGACUAGCUGAAAGCUUUUUGCAUUAAGUAUGUGGGAUUGAAGAGGAGUGGUACAGCAUAGUAAAAGCGAGAGAGUGACUUACAUGAAAGUCAGCCUUGUAACUCAAAAUCAACUUUCAAUGCACUCUGGAGGCUACCGUCUGUGGGGAUACCAGUCUUCCUAGCUCUUGUGGUGCAUUCAGGUACUCCUCAAAUGGUCCCAUUUCCUGAUGUUGGAAGUUGUUCUGUAAUGUAGAAACAACAUGGACACUUCAAAGAGGAUGUGUUGUAUUUUAUUGCUCAGAGCUGCACCAGUACAAUCCCGCACACCACUAAAUUAUGGCUUUACCUGACUUGUUAUUAGGGUUCAUGCUAAUAAAUAACUUUUUGACUAAUCUAGGUCACCGUCAUCUGAACGGCUACAACCUCAGC
This is a messenger RNA of Etheostoma cragini (Arkansas darter), 3912 nucleotides long. RefSeq names its product transmembrane protein 74. The coding region runs from base 546 to 1352 and encodes 268 amino acids. Lineage: Eukaryota; Metazoa; Chordata; Actinopteri; Perciformes; Percidae. The transcript has a single exon. The record is from RefSeq and is a predicted model, not a curated record.